Molecule: messenger RNA, 8129 nt
Organism: Manis pentadactyla (Chinese pangolin)
Lineage: Eukaryota; Metazoa; Chordata; Mammalia; Pholidota; Manidae
Gene: PLD5
Product: phospholipase D family member 5
Exons: 13
Coding region: 4736-6469 (577 amino acids)
Molecular function (GO): catalytic activity
Source: RefSeq, a predicted model, not a curated record
AACCACAACUGACCUGACCAGCAACCCUGGAUAGAGAGGAACUUGAUCCAAGUGGGGCUCAAGGAACAUCUUUGGGACACUUCUGUUCCUAUGGCAUGUUCCACCUAUUCUCCCUUUUGGCUCUAGGCACAUUUGACUUGAAGACAUGUACACAGCCUUAUAGAAUUGCCAUAUAAAAUAAAUUCCUGUAUUGAUUCUGGCAUAGAUCCACUCUGAGACAAGCAAUUGAUCAGAUGGGUGUCUUUCGAGACUCCACAUAAGCACCCACCUCACUGCAAAUUGAGGCAUAAUCACUUUUCUAAACAGGCUUGUGCUGAAUUCUUCAGAGGCAAAUUAGCACUGAGCUUGACUGCUGCUUUGAAAGAGUGUUUGAGUUGAAAAAGGGAAUAGGUACAGAUCCGACUGGCCAAAGGUUAAUAAGGAGAGUUCACUCAUUAAGCUGCUUAUUUACCAUCACUUAAUCGUCUUUGGCAAUUAACUUCCAAAGACUUUUUACUGAGGUAAUCACUUAUGCCAAAGGAUUGGGUGGUGGGAGAUAAAUUACAGAUUGUUUUUAUUCCAUUUAUAGAUCAAUCCAGUGAGUUCCAUGUGAUUAAAGUCAUUAGUUAAAAAAUCAAGUAUAUUAAUGCUUAGGAUGUGUACCAUCUAACAUUUUCAGAUGGUUUAUACAUUUUGGUAAUAAGGUCUAUAUGCACACAUAUACGUGUGUGAAGAACUUGAGCAGUUUCAAUUGGAGGAUAGCUUUGGAAGCUGAAUUUGAACAACUGAUUGGUCACAUUCUUUGCUAGCUGGAGGCAUUUACACCCGUGUUGUAACUGGUAAUAAAAGUCAGAACCCUGGAGAGCUCCACCCUUAUUAGGCUGCAGCUCCCCCCUGUGGUGAAAGGAAGAAGGGCUCUUGAUCCAGGACACUUGGAAAGCCAAGUGAUUCCCAGGCAUGGAACCAGAAGGGUAGGUAGACGGUGUGCAGAGAUUUGGGGCCUCUGGUCAGCUGUCACGAUUGUCUAGGACACAGACUCUAUAACUUCGCUAGAUAGUUUAGACUCUGUAAAGGACUCUAAUAUUAUGAUAGCUGCUACCCUCCCCAAAGGCACUCACAGUUUAUUGCUGUCUUUCUAAUUUUCUCCCUAUUGUAUCCACUUUUCAUGAUUAGAAACUACCUUGUAUGAUUUUAUACAUCAUAAAUAAUACUGUAAUUGAAAUUAAUGUGAAUAUCUUACUACUGAAAUAUGUUUACCCCUGUUUAAUUAACUGUUUUUAUAAUAUAAACAUUUGGCAAUAUUGGGAUUGGUUUUAGGAAGGGAGGGUUUCUUUCUCAGUGCUUUGACCUAAUUUUUUCCUCAGCCAACUUCAAUUUCAGUCUAUUGAGACAGAAACCUUUGAAACAUUAUUGGAAACUGAAAGGCAUCCCUUUUCAUGCUUUAUGAUUCUAAGUAGAUUUGCUUGAGAUGAAAUUUGAAAGCACAUGUGAUUGUUUCUAAGGGAUUCUGGAAUCCCAGAUCCAUGCUGAGCUGUCUUAGCCCCGCCACCCAAAUUGCAGUGUGGGGCUGGGAAGGGGUGUCUGGGUGAGGCUAAACUUAUCCAGUGACAGAGCAGAACAUUGAAGCAAUACAGGAAGCAAGGAUUUGGAGUUAAGACAGGGAAUGGGAGAAUCAGGGGAAGAUAAGAGUUCCCCACAUGUCUCUCUAUUCUUCUGAGGGGUGGACUGGCAUGAUUCUGCUGCUGUGGAAUAAUUCAGAGCCUACAGGUCUUCAUUUCCUCUGGAUUCUUGCCACAGGGGAACCCUAGAUUGUGGUAGCAGGGAAUGGGUUGCACAGCCAUAGGGAGCUUCCAGUCUCUACUGACUACCUUUUGUGAAAUGCCAAAUAAACUUGUUAAUGCAGGAUCAACAUUUUGAAAUACUGAGAAGAUAAAUGAUGAGAACACUUUGGAGGAAGGUAAUAAUGUCUUAGGCUUCUCAAAUACAUUUUAAGUAUCUUUUAAAGGUGCAAUGAAGAUUUCACUAAAAAGACAAUACGGGUUUGCUUUAUGAGACAACGCUGAGUGAAAUAGGUGCUAUUUGUACAUAUUUGUAGACGAAUUUCUCUUUCCUUAUAUCCUUCCAGGUUCAAAGAUAGGGGGCCUUUUGCCCCAGUGUCUGAGACCCUUCAUUGCUGUGCUUGGAUCCUCUAGCUGGAAGGGGGUGUGGGGGAGAAUGGUACCUGAGAGCUUCAAGGAAAAAGCUCUAGCUUUCUGGAUGUCCACAUUUUUUAAAGAAAAUAUACAGACUACCAUUUUAUAGAAAAUCCCAAUUUUUUUCCACUUCUCACUCUACAGAUAUUUCAAAUAUCCCUGCUGAUAGUGUCUAGGGCUGGGUGUCAGUGAUUCAGUGGUUCAGUGUGUUCUGACAAAAUCAAGCUGAGAAGUCUUAACAAUUUCCAUUAACAUAAGUGUCCAGGCAAUUCUUGACAUCAACAGAAUCCUGCUUCAGUCAACAAGACAGACAAUUAUUCAGAAAUCCUUCACAUUCCCUUGUGGUUUCUGCCAAAUGGCAAUCAGUUUGAGAAAAAGUCCACCUUUCUUUGGGAAAAAUAAUGUCAAAAUGCUGACCACUUCUCACUGCAGAGAAAGCACAGAUUCUGCAUCUGCUUAGGUUUGUGUGAGGCUCUGACACACACAUAAGAUGGUUCAUGCUGACUUUUAAUGCACCCCAUUGUGAGGGCCAGAUGAGAGGGCACAGCCAGGGCUGCAGGGUGCAGAAGCUGCCCUGAAGUCUGGAAUGGAGCACAGUGACUUGAGGGAACUGUGAAGAAUUCUUUCUGAGGGAGGUGGAAGGUGCUGUAGGAGCGUGUGGGGCCGGGAACUUCAAAGGUCCAUUCAUGAGCCCCUAAAGUGCCAUGGUAUGUGGUCUUCAUUUCAUCUCAUAGUCAUUAAGAUGCCACUCCUGGGUUUUUUAUGGGAAUAACAUGUUUACCAUCUGGUUAGAAGAUAUACUCCUCUCCCCACAAAAUAAAUACAAUUGAUGGUGUCCAAGAAAUGUCAGAAGACAGGAUAUGAUUAAGUGUAAAGGGUUGACACAGAGGUGAAUGCCAGUCACUGGAGAAAUUGGUAAUGAGUUGUGGCCAUCAGGGCAUCUUCCUGACGGAGGAAACAGUGACAUUGCACUUUGAGGAACAAGUAGAAGAAAAGGAAUAUGUUUCACUGAUGCUAGAGUAGGGGGUUUCCAUUGUGUACAGACUUGGGCUGGUGGACAGGGAGGACAGGGCUCUUCUACAGGUCCCACUGCAGUCAGUGCCACCGCCUCACUCCAUUCGAGGACAAGUGUAGCUGGGUCCAGUGCAGGGAACAGUGGACGCAGUGGGGUGGAGUGUCCUAGGGGGAAGACCUAGAGAGGGGCCGUGACCUGAGGCUCCAAAGGAGGUGUUGUUGGGUCCUCUCAGCUUGAGGACAGGUGUCUGAUACUGCAGAGUUCAGGCCAGUCCUCUGUGGGUUUAGAUGAAUUCAGUAAGUAUCUAAAACCUUCUGUGUGCAAGCAAGGCACUAAAACUUGGCCUCUGAAGUGGGCUUUGUGAUCUGCCUACCCUAUCUGCUUUUCUGUUGUAAAAGACAGCAGUUUACAGGGAGUGCGAGUGAAAGUGGUUUUCUUGGGCACUGUUGAUUCAGAGCACCUUCUUGAUACAGUCAGGCUUGAUAAAUGCCAUGGACUCUUCUUAAAAAUGAGAAUGCUUGGCUAUCAACAUAAAUUUUUUCCCUUGGCUUGAAUUGGCUCUGGAACAAAGUUUUAGCUUUGCUGUCCUUUCUUGGACUAGCCAUCCUGGGGUACAGGAUCCUUUACUUUUCAGCAAGAGGAAAAGCAAUCGUGAAAGGAACCCAGCCCAAGCCUGAACACAUCAGGCUCUAAGCAAAAAAAAUUUUACUAGUUUGUGUGACUGCCAAUAUUUUCAGCAAUUAUGGAAAACUAUUUAAUCUGCUAAUCCAUAUCCAACAGUGGAGUAAGAUGCUGUGCAAGGGUGCAGAAAUGAACAGUGUGAACAGAGCAUCUGCCCUACUGGAGUUUACAAGUGGGGAAGGAAAGGCAGGUAAACAGUCUGGCAAUUAAUUGGUGUUCUUGCUUACGUGCACUGUCAUUUCAAAGCGUCCUGUCCUGAACUUCCAUGGAGGUCCCACCUCUGCUGUAUGCCAGUUGUAUGAUUGAAUCCUUCUGAGAUACUACAACUUUUGAGCAAUAAAAUGUCAAAACAUAGGAAGAGCAAAGAGCCUAGUAGUUUAAUAUGGUCACAUGGCCCCAGCUAGAUUUAAAGCAUCUGAACAGGUAGGGACCCUGUAUCUGAAGAACUUCUGGUUUAUUCUUCAAGUAAGGCUGUGUACCAUAGACUCCUUUGAUGAGCAAAGAACUUUUCUUCCCACCUGUCUGAAUUUCAUGGCACAACACCAAAAGACUUAGCCCACACCUAGGUACUGGGAGCACUUUGCAGUCUCCCAGCCUUUGUAGAGCAGCGGUUACCCUGGCGUGCAGGAGUGUUCCCAGCAUUGCCCGUCUUCCUUCCUCUCUGUCUAGGCAGGGCUCUCCUCACUGAUUGGAACAGUAGCUGUCUCUGGUCAGGUUGGAGGGAUGUGAAGUCGGCACAGCGCCCGCAACCCCUAGGUCAGCUCCAGCUCUUGCUAUAAUUUCAUCCCACAAGGCAACACAACCCCUCUCUGUUUAAAAGCAAAAGAGAGAAACAGGAUUGAGUGUAGCAGCCCUCAGUAAUGCUAAAAUGCUAAAUGAGGGGCCCGUGUUUUUAAGAGCAUGGUCUAGGGGAAAUUGUGAAAUUGCAAGCUGCAGCCCUUUCUCUUUGAGCUUGGUUUGGCUGAUUUCCAAAGCAUCCAGGCCGGCAGUUGAGGGACUGAAAUAUAAUCGGUGGCGAUCCAUUUGCACCACAGGAAACAUUCUCUGCCUCCCUAGCUGUGGGGAACAGAACACCAGCAACAGCGCCUGGCUGCCGGACUCCGCAGGGAGGGAAGACUGGAUCACAAUGUCCCAACAGAAGUGUAUUGUGAUCUUUGCCCUGGUGUGCUGCUUCGCCAUUCUCGUUGCAUUGAUAUUUUCAGCUGUGGAUAUCAUGGGAGAGGAUGAGGAUGGACUCUCAGAAAAAAAUUGUCAAAAUAAAUGUCGAAUUGCCCUGGUGGAAAAUAUUCCAGAAGGCCUUAACUAUUCAGAAAAUGCACCAUUUCACUUACCACUUUUCCAAGGCUGGAUGAACUUACUCAACAUGGCCAAAAAGUCUGUUGACAUAGUGUCUUCCCAUUGGGAUCUCAACCACAGCCAUCCAUCAGCAUGCCAGGGUCAACGUCUUUUCGAAAAGCUGCUCCACCUGACUUCGCAAAAUAUUGAAAUCAAGCUAGUGAGUGAUGUGACAGCUGAUUCAAAGGUAUUAGAAGCCUUGAAAUUAAAGGGAGCCGAGGUGACCUACAUGAACAUGACCGCCUACAACAAGGGCCGGCUUCAGUCCUCCUUCUGGAUCGUGGACAAACAGCAUGUUUACAUUGGCAGUGCUGGUCUGGACUGGCAAUCACUGGGACAGAUGAAAGAACUGGGUGUCAUCUUCUACAACUGCAGCUGCCUGGUCUUAGAUUUACAAAGGAUAUUCGCUUUAUAUAGUUCAUUAAAAUUCAAGAGCAGAGUACCUCAGACCUGGUCCAAGCGGCUCUAUGGAGUCUAUGACAACGAGAAGAAACUGCAGCUUCAGUUGAAUGAAACCAAAUCUCAAGCUUUCGUGUCGAAUUCUCCCAAACUCUUCUGCCCUAAAAACAGAAGCUUUGACAUAGACGCCAUCUACAGUGUGAUAGAUGAUGCCAAGCAGUAUGUAUACAUUGCUGUCAUGGACUACUUGCCCAUCUCCAGUACAAGUACCAAAAGGACUUACUGGCCAGACUUGGACGGGAAAAUAAGAGAAGCAUUAGUUCUGCGAAGCGUUAAAGUUCGACUCCUUAUAAGCUUCUGGAAGGAAACCGACCCCCUUACAUUUAACUUUAUCUCAUCUCUUAAAGCUAUUUGCACUGAAAUAGCCAACUGCAGUUUGAAAGUUAAAUUUUUUGAUCUGGAAAGAGAGAACACUUGUGCUACAAAGGAACUAAAGGAUCACACCUUUCCUAAAUUAAAUCGCAACAAGUACAUGGUGACGGAUGGCGCGGCUUACAUUGGAAAUUUUGACUGGGUAGGGAAUGAUUUUACCCAGAACGCUGGCACAGGCCUUGUUAUCAACCAAGCAGAUGUAAGAAACAACACAAGUAUCAUUAAGCAACUUAAAGAUGUGUUCGAGAGGGACUGGUACUCGCCCUAUGCCAGGACCUUACAGCCGACCAGACAGCCGAACUGCUCGAGUCUGUUCAAACUCAAAUCCCCCUCCCACAAAGCUGCCACAUACAACUCAAGUGGGAAGGACCCCCUUGAUCUCAGAAACAAGCCAGUCUCCCAUCAGUAUCCAAGCUGUACUCUAAGGGAUAGAUAAGGCUGCCCAUAGUUGAACACACCUGGUGUCUGCUCAAUAAAUCCAUCCUGAGUCUCAGGUUGAGAAGAUGCCUUGAAAGCCAUCCAAGCCAACUCCUCCAAAUGCACGAAUUGCCCUCCUCCUGGGCCACUCAGAAGUUGGGGACCUGCUCAAGCCAAAUGUAUUUAGAGUGCUUAGUACAAUAUCUUUCACAAGACCCACGGAGAAUAGAAGUUUAUUGAUUUGCUAAAGUAAUUUGGAGUUGAGGCAGUCUUUUCUUUGAAAGAAUGAACAUGGUAUAAGUAUAAAAUAGGUACCCUUUGUAUACAGUGACAAAAUCUGAAGAUGCAGACUUUUUUUAAAUUGUAAAAUGCACAAAUCCUAGACUACACCUCAAUACAUUUUUGACAGGUGGACCAUACUUUUUUUUAAAGGUGCCAUUUGAGAAUUUAGCAAAGGUUGGUAAAUGAAGCCAACUUACUGAAUUUGCAAUAGUCAACAAUAAUUUGAUUUUUAUCAGCAGUUUCUGAAUCCUGUAAUUUCAUUUUUUUAAUUGGCCUGACCAUCUGAGAGAUAAUCAUGUGCAAGGAGUCCAGUUAAAUCAUAGAGUGAAGAUCAUUUAUGAUUUAUUUUUAUUUCGUAUGAGACAAAUUAGUAAAGAAAAAGUUCCCCUAUUUUUAAAAUGGACAUCUGACUACUAAACCCAUUCUUUUUGGCCUCAGACAUGUUGAAAGUUCUUAAUUCCCUUAUGAACUCUACCACCUCCCAUGGGUGAAGAAUUCUGAGGAAUGGCUGAAAAAUUCUGAGCUCUUUGUAAGACAUGAUCACGGAUAAACCUGGUCUCCAAUUUAGUGUCCCCACAUGGGUAUACAACACUUCAUAGGGGCAUGACCUCAAUUUCCAGAAUUAAAAAAAUUGAAAUUAUAUUGAAAAGACCAUUCAGAAAAUAUGAUCCAAAACCAUUCAUGUGAUUCAGAGCUUAAUUUACAAUUCCAUUUACUUUUACUGAAAAGUGGAGACCAUCUGAUUUUCAGAAAGCACAUGUUAUUAAAGGCAAAAUCCCCCCCCAAAAAAAGUGUAAGUAAAAGAAAGGCAGCACCAUAGUCCCAGGGAAGUUAUGGUAUUGAUGGAAUACUCUGAAAAAUCCUCCAUGAGAAAGUGUCAUUGAGAAACAAAAGCUAUAUGUCCCCAGCAGUUAAGUUGUAUAUCAUUAUCCAUAUUUCCUGGGUGGAUUUAUGGUUUUCCUGAAGUCCUGGAAAGACCACACCCAUAACUGCUGCAUGAACAGAACCAUGUUUCUGUCCUGUGAAUUCUCCACACUGGCCACAGCUAAGUGAACUAAGGUUAUAACUCGGUUAUAAGAGGGUGGUGGCCUAGGAAAGAACUUGGCCUGACAGUGGUCUUGCCUGACACCUGGCCCGACCAUAGCAGAGCUCCCCUCCAGGGAGCGAUAGGAAGUAAAUAAGGAGCAGUAAGCACCUGAAAUAGACCGAGAGAGGACUAAGGCAUGCUCAUUAGAGCAGUUGAAACAAUUAGAGUUCUCACUGACUCACCAUGUCUGCUCUGAGGUUACUGGAGUAAUAAUGAUUGAUUCCUGAACAUCAGAGCUGUUUUUUGUAGUUACUACUCUACUUGCUUCUCUCUCCUUUUUUGUGUAUUGACACAAAUAAACUCACCUUAA